AUGAUCGGGAAUUUUCAUAGGUUUAUUAAACAAUAUAACAAUAAUAUUAUUAAAACAAAUAUUAUAAAUAAUAGAGUAAUAAUUAAUCAAAAUAAAUCAUUUUGUUCAAUAAACAAUAAAAUAAAUAAUGAAAAUAAUGAUAAGAAAUUAUAUACAAAUAUUUUAAUGGAUUUAAGAGAUAAUCAUACAAAAAACUUUACACAAAAAGAAGUCGAAAAAUAUAUUCAAUUAGAACAAGAUAUUUUAGUUGAUAAUCAGUUUUUAGAUUAUUAUCUUGGUUUAUUUUAUUCACAAGGUAUAUUAGUAGAAAAAGAUGAAGAAAAAGCAUUAAAGUAUUUCGAAAAAUCAGCAGAUAGUAAUAACUCUAAAGGAUUAUUUUCAUAUGGUUUAUCAUUAAUUAUUGGAUCAACUCAAGUUUUUGAACCUUUAUUUCCAACAUUAACAAAUAAACAAAUAAAUAAAAAUUAUGAUAGCAACAAUAAAGAUGAUGAGGUUAUUAUUGGCGAUGGUUGGGUAUCACAAGCGAAUGUGGAAAAUAAAGAUUUUAACUAUAGGAAAUGGCUAAUAGAAGAACGAAAGAAAUCACAAACCUAUAAACAAGAUUUAGUUAGAAAAGAAAGAGAAGAAGCCGAAAGAAUUAAAAAGGGAAUGAGACUCCUCAAUCUUAGUGCAAUUCAAAAUUUACCAAUUGCUCAAUACCAGCUUGGCAAUAUUUUAUUAAAAGGUUUACAUAAUAUCGAAAAAAACGAAAAGCAGGGUUUAUACUGGUUAGAAGUUGCAUCAAAUGACUAUGAUAAUAUUAAGGCAACUUUAGAAUUGGGAAAAUACUAUUUAGAGCAGUACCAAAUCACACAAAAAGAAGAAAACCUUUUAAAAGCAAUUCAGUAUCUUAGCAAAGCAUCUAAAGAAGGUGAUUCUGAAGCUCCAUUUAUUAUUGGUUCAACUUUUUUAGGAAACGAAAAUUAUGGUAUAGACUCGAUAGAAUAUAUUAAGCAAUCAGUUGAAAGAGGUCAUAAAGCAGCCCCUACAUUUUUGGCAUUACUUUACAUGGAAGGUGUCGCAGGAUUAGAACAUUCAAUUGAUCAGUUUAAACACUAUUUGGAAAUUGGAUUAGAAAGAAAUGACUCCUUGGCCCAUUUGGUAAAAGGAGAACUUUAUUUUAAAGGUGAUUCUGUUUUUGAACAAUCUUAUAAAAAAGCUUUACACCACUUUACUAUAUCUUCCAAUUUAGGUCAUCCUGAAGGUUUUAUAAAUCAAGGUGUUUGUUUCUUUCACGGUUAUGGUACAGAAAUUAAUUAUGAAAAGUCAUUCUAUUGUUAUCAAAAUGCUUUUAAUUUAAAUCCACAAAAUAUAGCCGCAAUUUCAAAUUUAUAUAAUAUGCACAAAAAUGGUUUGGGAGUACCAAAAAAUCCCGAAGUUGCCGAGUAUUAUUUAAACCUAAUUAAAAAAAUUGAAGGUGGUAAUAUUAAAACAAUCGAAAGUAAUAAUCAAUAA
This is a messenger RNA of Dictyostelium purpureum, 1494 nucleotides long. RefSeq lists its product as uncharacterized. The coding region runs from base 1 to 1494 and encodes 497 amino acids. The transcript is spliced from 2 exons. NCBI's taxonomy places the organism in Eukaryota, Evosea, Eumycetozoa, Dictyosteliales, Dictyosteliaceae. Gene Ontology annotation, molecular function: protein binding. The record is from RefSeq and is a predicted model, not a curated record. Gene Ontology annotation, biological process: ERAD pathway. Gene Ontology annotation, cellular component: endoplasmic reticulum membrane.